Oncorhynchus keta (chum salmon) is the source of this 4915-nucleotide messenger RNA. RefSeq names its product insulin gene enhancer protein ISL-3. The record is from RefSeq and is a predicted model, not a curated record. The transcript has 6 exons. Gene Ontology annotation, cellular component: nucleus. Bases 98 to 1396 code for a protein of 432 amino acids. Gene Ontology annotation, biological process: axonogenesis; positive regulation of transcription by RNA polymerase II; neuron fate specification. Gene Ontology annotation, molecular function: cis-regulatory region sequence-specific DNA binding; DNA-binding transcription factor activity, RNA polymerase II-specific. NCBI's taxonomy places the organism in Eukaryota, Metazoa, Chordata, Actinopteri, Salmoniformes, Salmonidae.
CAACAAAUAACCAACUGUUUCGAAAUAAAUAAACACUUUGAACUAUCUAAUUCUUUAAAAUCUCUAGUUAGACUUGAUAUGACAGUGGGAAUAUGUUAUGUGGGACGAAUGGAUGUCCAGUUUUACGCGUGACGUCAGAGAGCGUGUGGGACACUGCAGCGCCUCUUCCCGGGGCCGUCCCACAGUCCGAACUGAAGUUAUCAGACAGCCAGGCACAGGCUACUCACCUCCCUCUUUUCUCCUCUUCUUCUCCUUCUUACUUCUUUUCUGCAUCUUAUCGCAAUCCCGUCAUCAUUCCUGUAUGGUGGAUAUUAUUUUCAACUCUUCUUUCUUGGGUGAUAUGGGGGAUCAUUCCAAAAAGAAGUCCGGAUUCGCGAUGUGUGUAGGCUGUGGAAGUCAGAUACAUGACCAGUACAUUCUGAGAGUUUCCCCGGACCUGGAGUGGCAUGCAGCCUGCCUGAAGUGUGCAGAGUGCAGCCAGUACCUGGAUGAGACAUGCACUUGCUUCGUACGGGACGGAAAAACCUAUUGCAAAAGAGAUUAUGUAAGGUUAUUUGGAAUAAAAUGUGCAAAAUGUAACCUGGGAUUCAGCAGCAGUGAUUUGGUGAUGCGAGCCCGGGACAACGUGUACCACAUCGAGUGUUUCAGAUGUUCCGUAUGUAGCAGGCAGCUCUUGCCGGGGGAUGAGUUCUCUCUCCGGGACGAGGAGCUGCUGUGUCGGGCGGACCACAGUUUACUAAUGGAGCGGAGCUCCGCCGGAAGCCCAAUCAGCCCCGGACAUAUCCAUUCCAACAGAUCACUACACUUACUAGCAGCAGAGCCGGUGACAGUACGGGCACCACACCGAAACCACGUCCACAAGCAGUCAGAGAAGACAACACGAGUGCGAACCGUUUUGAACGAGAAGCAGCUCCACACGUUACGGACCUGCUACAACGCCAAUCCGCGGCCAGAUGCGCUAAUGAAGGAACAACUGGUGGAAAUGACCGGCCUCAGCCCAAGGGUUAUUCGAGUUUGGUUCCAGAAUAAAAGAUGCAAAGACAAAAAGAGAUCUAUUCUCAUGAAGCAACUUCAGCAGCAGCAACACAGUGAUAAGACUGUAAGCAUCUUCAGUCUACAGGGGCUCACGGGUACGCCUCUGGUUGCCAGAAGCCCUAUCAGGCACGACAACACGGUGCAGGGUAACUCGGUGGAGGUGCAGACCUACCAGCCUCCCUGGAAGGCCCUCAGCGAGUUCGCCCUGCAGAGUGAUCUGGACCAGCCGGCCUUUCAACAACUGGUGUCUUUCUCGGAAUCGGGUUCAUUGGGAAACUCCUCCGGCAGCGACGUGACUUCUUUGUCAUCGCACUUACCCGACACCCCGAACAGCAUGGUACCCAGUCCCGUGGAGACGUGAGACCGAGCCACCAGCCUCGGUUCCAGGCCUAGCAUGUUCCCGCCCCGGUGCCCGGUCCCCUGCAUGUGACCAGCUCAUCACAGCGUCCUAAAGACAGAGGAGUCGUUUCGGACAUGGAGAGGAAAGUGACAUAUUCUCAAUUUUGAACAAUUACCUAACGGCACUAUAAAGCAACGCGAACGAAAGCCCUUCUUCUUAAGUUCAGCAUUUUUGAGGAUAUCAGUGACAAAACAAAAACGAACUUCGUUGCAUGAACCGAAAGAAGAUAGAAGAUUCUCGUGAUGGAUUUACAAAACAGCCUCCCUCCAUAUUACAUUGGAGCCAUUUGAUGUCGAACCAGAUGGACAUUCUGCAAUUCAUUGUGAACAUGUCGUGUCUUGGUAUCUUUAUGUGAUUGAUUUUUUGAUACAUUUAUUUCGUUAUCAAGCCCAUAGACUCGUGUGUUUGUCUUAAAAAGGAGCAUGAUUUCCGAAGAUUAUAUAAAACAGAUUCUUGUUGUUAAAUAUUUUAUCUUAAUAGGAGGAGGGCAGGUUGUUUGAGCCUCUCUAACAAAAGUAAGUUAUUGUUAUUUAUUGUCAGGACAACGAUUCAUAAAGGAAUUAAUAACUGAUCAAAAAUAAAACUGUUAAAUCUUGAUAAUGUCUAAGGUACACAGUCUUUGCAUAAACUCUUGUAGAAUUUCCCAAGAUAGGCUUACACCCCCGUUCCCUCACUAGGCUUACACCCCCGUUCCCUCACUCAGCCUGUUGCAAUGCAGUUAAUCAAGUUGACCAGUGGUUAUUUGAGCUAUCGACAUCAAAACCUUCAACCAAAGGUAUUCCCAAAACGAGUAUGCUUCACGCAAACCUUGUAGGCCCCAGUUCCCCGAGCUUCUAAACCACAGAGGUGUAGGCCUAUAUGCAACAAAUCAAACACCAUUAUACUUCUGAAUUUAUCAAAAUGAUAAUUGUGCUAACAAGGUGAAUAAGUUCCCUAUUUAUCCCUGCAUUAGGCUUUAAACCACUGCAAAAAGAGGCCUAUUAAAAUUACGAUACAAAAUGAUGGAUGAAAACGUCAAUGAUCGAAUACUGAGGGUCCAUUGAUGAAAUCAUUUGCAUAUAAAUGUUGAAUGUUAUGACUAUUAUCAGGCUAAUCUGAUAGGCCUAUUGAUUUGGGGGAAAUAUUUAUAAUCAUGUUAAUAUGUUAUUUUUACUCAGGCUAUUUCAUCAUUUUCACUUUAAAAAACAUUGGAGCUUAAAAUUUGCAUGUGGAAUGAACAAUAAUAUUAUUAUAUAUUUUUAAAGUAAAUAAGACACCCUCAAUUUGAGGGUUUGCGCAGCCUACCUAAUGCUUAACAUAACCGUUUUUCUGAGGCUGGGAGAUUGGAAUUAAGUUGGAUUGGCUUCUGGUCAUUUACUUUCUAGGGGCGAAUUUUUGUUGUGAUCAAUCCAGUUUCACUGGUUAAAUCACAAGUCUAGACAGCCAACAAGGAUCGGCGGCUUCUUAUCUGCGCCUGGCAUCACCUGCAAACGAUACAUUGAAUGAAGCCACAACAAACCCAGUGCUCUCUUUGGAAAGAGCUAGUUUUAGGGGAGAGACCAGCUCGUAAACCCACCCUAAUCUGGCCACAGUUUAUUUUCAUUCCACUCAGUCAAUUGCGUUAUUACGCACGGGUCAGACGUCUCAGUAAUGACAUCUCAGACCAAGUACCUUUGCUUGUUUUUAACCGGGCUACGUAAAGACUAGGCUACCUGGACACAAUUAGUUAGCACUCAUCAAAUAAUUUGAGAUAAUAGGAACAAUUAACAAAAAAAAUACAGUAGACUAAGACGAAAUGUAUAGACUAUUAUUAAUUAUCCCAUUUGUAGUUGGCUAUAAAUUCCGUUUAAAAGUGGGGCUAACUUAUUAUUUUCAAAGACUAUGCUACCUGGGCACAAUUAGUUAGCACUCAUCAAAUAAUUUGAGAUAAUAGGAACAAUUAAUUAAAAAAAUACAGUAGACUAAGACGAAAUGUAUAGACUAUUAUUAAUUAUCCCAUUUGUAGUUGGCUAUAAAUUCCGUUUAAAAGUGGGUCUAACUUAUUAUUUUAAUGUCUGACAAUACUUUCACAGGAUCAAAAUAGACUCAUGAAUGGAACUAUAUCUUGUAUAUUUAAUUUAAUAUGUAUUAAACAUCACUAUCCUAAUUCAACUCAACUAUUGGCUAGGCCUACGAUUUAUUGAUUGAUUGAUUUCAUUAUAGUGUCAUGCAUCUUCAUGAUUCUCAGCCCACAUGGGCUUAUACACUGUAAUAAUAUUAUCAUACUUAUAUAUGGACACACCUACCUACCUACCUACCUACCUACCUACCUACCUACCUACCUACCUACCUACCUACCUACCUACCUACCUACAUACAUACAUACAUACAUACAUACAUACAUACAUACAUACAUACAUACAUACAUACAUACAUACAUACAUACAUACAUACAUACAUACAUACAUACAUACAUCCAUACAUACAUACAUACAUACAUACAUACAUACAUACAUACAUACAUACAUACAUACAUACAUACAUACAUACAUACAUACAUACAUACAUACAUACAUACAUACAUACAUACAUACAUACAUACAUACAUACAUACAUACAUACAUACAUACAUAAACAUUUGCAUUCCUAAUUAAAUUAAAACAACUGAAAACACAAAACAAAAACCUGUAUCUAAAUCGGAAGUUUGAAUGACAAUGGGUAGAUAAUAGAUGUGUAAUUGAGCUGUUUUAGAGACGUUGCAGGAAACAAUGCUGCCUGUUAGAGAUAACCGGAGAUAACCAGAAGUUAUUUACAGAGGAAUAACAAUAUUGGUGCAUCUAGCCUGGAGAGGAAAGUUUCAAGAGACAAAUGUCCUAGAUACACAUUUAUUAUAAUGUAGAUUCAUAACAUUUACAAAGUUGUAUUCUUCCCUUUAAGGUAAAACCCAUUUCAACCCUAUACACUCAAAAUGCCUGGAAUGUUUGAUUUGGAUUGUGAAUUAAGAGUUGGCAAAAUAGUGUGGGAAAAGGAUAAGCCUAUGGUAAUUUGGUUGGAAUUGGUAGGCUGUUUCAAACACAAUCGAUAAAUCUAAGUGAGAUCAUAGGUCAAAUAAACAUGUGAACUUUAUCAAACCUUAGUCAAUCUGACCUAUUUCAUUGCAGGAAUUUCAGAGUAGACCGUUGCAAAAAUACUGCAAAAAUACUGCAUGAUAUCCUGUCGAAUUGGUUGAAUUUCAGAUGGAUUUUAACCUAUACUUCUCAUAUCUAUUGAUAUCUUACCACAUUUAAAAAAAACUUAAUCAUAUAAAAUCAUGUUUUAUUAGACUUUUUAAAAAUACCACACGACAGCCAUCACAUAAUCCUAUAACAUCAACCUGAAUAUCGCUUUAAUUUAUGCUUUGCACAGGGCAGCCUGGAGAAGACCAUUGCAUAUUUACAUUUAUUUUAUUACGUUUCCAUUUGAGCUUGCUGAUAACCGCGCCAGUUAUGGCCUGUAUGAAAAUAUAAAAUAAUGAUUUACAAA